AUGGAAUAUUAUUUAUUAAUAGUUGUACUUUGUGUUGUCUUCAUUUGCUUAUAUUCAUAUUAUAAAUUUUACUUAAACACCAACGGCAACACUAAUAACUGCACCAACAAAGAUGAUAGCUGCAAAUCAAAAACCCAUAAUUCAUAUUCACUAAAUCAAAAUAAUAAUAAUUGGGCACAAUCACAUCAUCAAUCACAAUAUUCUACACCAAAUAAUCAAAAUAAUAAUAGGGCAUCACAAUAUAAUAAUAAUAUUUCGGCAACACAAAAUAAUUAUACUUGGGCACCAUCACAUAAUCAAUCACAACAUUCUUCACAAAAUAAUUGGGCAUCACAAUAUAACACAGAUUCACAAGAAUCAUACAGGGCACAACCAAACAACUAA
Dictyostelium purpureum is the source of this 384-nucleotide messenger RNA. RefSeq lists its product as uncharacterized. The record is from RefSeq and is a predicted model, not a curated record. The transcript has a single exon. Bases 1 to 384 code for a protein of 127 amino acids. NCBI's taxonomy places the organism in Eukaryota, Evosea, Eumycetozoa, Dictyosteliales, Dictyosteliaceae.